Messenger RNA from Leptopilina boulardi, 508 nucleotides. RefSeq names its product 60S ribosomal protein L34-like. Gene Ontology annotation, molecular function: structural constituent of ribosome. The transcript is spliced from 4 exons. Gene Ontology annotation, cellular component: ribosome. Gene Ontology annotation, biological process: translation. The record is from RefSeq and is a predicted model, not a curated record. Bases 83 to 442 code for a protein of 119 amino acids. Lineage: Eukaryota; Metazoa; Arthropoda; Insecta; Hymenoptera; Figitidae.
UUAAAAAUUGUAAUUUUAACUUUUUGCGCGUGCGCAAAACCGAAACUUCCUUUUCCUGUUGUUCUCUGUAAAAGAAACGAAAAUGGUCCAGCGUUUAACCUAUAGACGACGAUUGUCGUACAACACAAACAGCAACAGGAGACGAGUUGUUCGCACUCCUGGUGGAAAAUUGGUUUAUCAAUAUUUGAAGAAACCAAAGAAGAUCCCAAGAUGUGGACAGUGCAAAGAUAAAUUGAGAGGAAUUCAACCGGCACGUCCAAUGGAACGUUCUCGAAUGUGCAAAAGAAAGAAGACCGUAAAACGUGUUUACGGUGGUGUUCUUUGUCACAAAUGUGUCAAAGAAAGGAUCGUUCGAGCCUUCUUGAUUGAGGAACAAAAAAUUGUCAUCAAGGUUAUCAGGGCGCAACAAGCUUCAACAAAAACGAAGAAAGCUGAAAAAUAAUUUAAAAAAAAAAAAAAAAAAAACAUCUCUUUACUUUAUCUUUAAAUAAAAAGUAGAAAAAACGAA